AUGCGUUUGUCAGUGGCCGAGUUAGUUUACAAGAUUAACAAAGUCGAGUGCCAGGUCAAUAAGGCACGAGUCAGUGAUGUCACCUGUCGUUUGAAGGCGAUCAAUUGGAAUGUGGCCUUGGUUAAUAUGGAUUGCUUCUUAAUAUUGCCUGUGAUAAGUCCUGUUGUCCGAUUGCAAGUUUUUCUAAAGGACUAUUCUAACCAGUUCAAGCCAUUCCUCAUUGACGUGACUUUCAAGCUAUGCGAAGUGAUCGAUAGGAAAAACUUUAUACCAUAUGGCGUCAUGUUCUGGAACAUAUUGAAACGUUUCACGAACGUCAACGAAUCUUGCAGUGUAUCGGGACAUUUAAGUGCAAGGAAUGGUUAUCUGGACACCAGUUUUUUGCCGCCAUUUCCCCACGGAACAUACCAAAUCAGUUUGAUAUUUAGUGAUAAAAAUUUGACAAAUUCUGAAUUUUUGGCAAAUGUUAAGCUUUUUGUGGAAUCCAUGGAUCGAAUUAAGAGUAAGAAGUUCAGAGACUAG
Messenger RNA from Drosophila eugracilis, 522 nucleotides. RefSeq lists its product as uncharacterized. The record is from RefSeq and is a predicted model, not a curated record. Bases 1 to 522 code for a protein of 173 amino acids. NCBI's taxonomy places the organism in Eukaryota, Metazoa, Arthropoda, Insecta, Diptera, Drosophilidae. The transcript has 4 exons.